AUGCGUGCUGCGGGGCCGGCCGUGUCCGGGCGGGUCGGGGGUCCCGGGGGGCUCCGGCUCUGUGACCCCGGCAGGGAGGCGCAGCGCGGGGAGCCUUCGAGCAGCGCCGUGGCCGCCGUGUUUCCUGGUGCCUGCUCCCUGACCCCAGUGGCAGCCCCGCUCACUGCACCGCGCCCGCCCUCGCCGCCGCCCCGCUGCCGCUCCCGCAGCCGGAGCCCGGCCGGACCCGGAGCCGGAGCCGAGCCAGGGCCGCCGCCGCUGCCGCCGCCGGGCGCCGCCGCGGGGUCGGGCGCAGGCUCUGCCCCGGCCGCGCCCCCGCAGCCCCAUGGAGCGGCCCCGCUGCCCGCGCUGAAGGCGUCCCCGACCCGCCCGCAGCGGCAGCCGGCGGAGCGAAGGAAGGUGAGCGGCCCCGGGCCGGUGUCGGGAGCAGCGGGGCACGGCGGGGGCAGCGGCGCACAAAGCGGCGGGUUAGAGGUGCCGUGUCAUGGGCGGCAGCGGGGGGGGCGGGCGGCAGCUCCGGCGGCGGCGCCGGUCCAGCCUCCCGCGAACAAUGCUGGGGAUGAUCGCGGCCGCCCGCGCCCCCGCCGUGACCGCCCGAGCCCGCCGGGUCGGGUCGGGUCGGGUCGGUGCGGCGGCAGCGGCGCUUCCCCGCAGCCCAGGCGGCGAUGUCGGCGGCGCUGA
This is a messenger RNA of Camarhynchus parvulus, 681 nucleotides long. RefSeq names its product translation initiation factor IF-2-like. Bases 1 to 681 code for a protein of 226 amino acids. Lineage: Eukaryota; Metazoa; Chordata; Aves; Passeriformes; Thraupidae. The record is from RefSeq and is a predicted model, not a curated record. The transcript has 2 exons.